AUGAGAUCCCUUAUCUUGUUGUGCGCGUUUGCCGCUGUCGCCUAUGGGCAACUCUAUGGUAGAGGCCUUUUAGAGAAGGUUGGAAACAAGAUCGAGCUCGAUUUGGGUAGUGAAAAGGUGCAAGCGCUCGUGAGGUACUUUGACGACAACUCCAAGCAGACAUGGAACUUCGAAGGACCGAACAAGGGACAUUGGGUUGACGAGAAAGGAAAGAAGGUCGACUCUUCGAAUUACUCCGUCAAAGCUCCAGCCACUCUCAUCAUCAAGAAGGCAACCAAGGCUGAUUCGGCUGUCUACGAUACGGUUCCAUUUCCAGUGAAAUUCGAACUGCCAGAAGGUGUGCAUGUUGACCCUUUACCGCCAACUGGAACGAAACUCACCAUUGAAUAA
Messenger RNA from Caenorhabditis bovis, 390 nucleotides. NCBI's taxonomy places the organism in Eukaryota, Metazoa, Nematoda, Chromadorea, Rhabditida, Rhabditidae. The record is from the annotation of a GenBank genome assembly.